AUGAAUACUUUUCUCUAUUGUGGAGCAGGAGAGCUUAUAACAGAGCAAAGCAAUGCUGUAUAUCGUGCAAUGUGCGAUCUUGAAUGGUACAAGUUGGAAUCAAAUAAGGCAAGAAAUCUUAUUUUGUUAAUGAUUCGAUCUAAAUAUCCUUUUUAUAUCACUGCAGGAAUGAUUUUUCCACUCACAAUGGGUACUUUUUGCAAUAUAUUAAAAUCAUCAAUCGGCUAUAUAUCAUUUCUACUGACAAAACAUGGCUGA
Trachymyrmex septentrionalis is the source of this 258-nucleotide messenger RNA. RefSeq names its product odorant receptor 43a-like. Lineage: Eukaryota; Metazoa; Arthropoda; Insecta; Hymenoptera; Formicidae. The record is from RefSeq and is a predicted model, not a curated record. Gene Ontology annotation, molecular function: odorant binding; olfactory receptor activity. The coding region runs from base 1 to 258 and encodes 85 amino acids. Gene Ontology annotation, biological process: detection of chemical stimulus involved in sensory perception of smell; sensory perception of smell. The transcript has 3 exons. Gene Ontology annotation, cellular component: plasma membrane.